Trichosurus vulpecula (common brushtail) is the source of this 297-nucleotide messenger RNA. RefSeq names its product ribonuclease kappa-like. The record is from RefSeq and is a predicted model, not a curated record. The transcript has a single exon. NCBI's taxonomy places the organism in Eukaryota, Metazoa, Chordata, Mammalia, Diprotodontia, Phalangeridae. Bases 1 to 297 code for a protein of 98 amino acids. Gene Ontology annotation, molecular function: RNA endonuclease activity.
AUGGCUUCCCUCUUGUGUUGUGGGCCCAAGCUGGUUGCCUGCGGCAUUGUCCUCAGUGCCUGGGGGGUGAUCAUACCAGUCCUUGGAAUUUUUUUCAGUGUCCAUUCUGCUAUGCUAAUUGAGGACAUACCUUUUACUGAGAGUGAUUUUACUGAGAGUAGUCCUCAGAAAAUCUAUGAACUUUAUGAACAAGUGAGCUGCAACUGCUUCAUUGCUGUUGGCCUCUAUCUCCUCUUUGGCAGCUUCUCAUUCUGCCAAGUCCGGCUCAACAAAUGCAAACAAUACAUGGUCAGUUAG